Lactuca saligna is the source of this 417-nucleotide messenger RNA. The record is from the annotation of a GenBank genome assembly. NCBI's taxonomy places the organism in Eukaryota, Viridiplantae, Streptophyta, Magnoliopsida, Asterales, Asteraceae.
AUGUUGUGUCCUACUGCUGAAACGGACACAACUGUGCGUCUAUAUUUUAGGUUUUCUAGACGUACACUGUCAUUUGGGCCCGAGGAGUUUUGUCUUGUGACCGGACUUUACAUGGGCCGGUGUCCUACAUUAAGGAUCGACUUUUCAACCAUGUAUAAACAUGGAUAUGGUGAAAAUAUAUUUCGGUCCAGAGUAUUCCCAUAUCGCACAGACACUUCUUUACUUGUAGAAGAUUUAGAGCUCCUUAUCUUGAAUCAACAAUUCAAUGAUAUAUUAGCUCACAACGGUGUCCGUGCCAUUUUGCUAUAUAUCCUCAAUCAAGGUUUUUUGGGAAAGGAGCUCAAUGAUAAAGUCACCAAGGAAUUUUUGUGGGUGGUGGAGAACCUGGAUCAAUGGAAUAAGUAUUUGUUAAUUUAA